AUGUCUGAACCAACUGCUAAAAAGGCAAAACCGAGGAACUACAGAGAAGAUUUUAUCAUGUUUUGUUUUGUAUCUGUAGACUCAAAACCUAUGUGUCUUGAAUGUGAUGCCAUCAUGACAAAUCAUUCCACGAAGAAAGUUAAGCUGGAACAGCACCAGAAAUUAAGGUGUCCAUCAUCUGUUGGUAAAGGUAGGAAAUAUUUUGAGAAUAAAAAGGAAAUACAGCCAAUCAAACUACCCGACUUUCUAAAAAAGAUAAAUACUGAAAAAGCAAAGACACCCAAAUCAAGUUAUUUGGUUUCUGAAAUUAUUGCCAAGGUUGCAGCACCUCAGAUUUAUGGUGAGAAACGUGUCAAGCCUGCUAUGAUAGAUUGUGCAAAUGAGGUUCUUGGAAAAGGUGUUGCAUCUACUCUGAGUACAAUUCCACUUUCAAAUAACACAGUUACAAGAAGACAAGAUGAAACUUCUAAUUUUGUUGAGGAGAAGAUUAUGGAAAUUCUCCAAAAGACAAAGUUCUCUCUUCAGGCUGAUGAUAGCACAAUUCAUAACCAAGCUAUCCUUCUGGUCUAUGUCAGAUUCAUCCAUGAAGAUGAUAUACGGGAAGAAAUGUUAUUCAUUAAAAGUUUGUCUGAAACUACAAAUGCAGAAGAUAAAUUCAAUGAAAUAAUGCAGUAUUUUAAUGAUAAAAUAUUCCAUUCACUAAUUUGA
Octopus sinensis (East Asian common octopus) is the source of this 708-nucleotide messenger RNA. Its product is annotated as SCAN domain-containing protein 3-like. Bases 1 to 708 code for a protein of 235 amino acids. The transcript has a single exon. The record is from RefSeq and is a predicted model, not a curated record. NCBI's taxonomy places the organism in Eukaryota, Metazoa, Mollusca, Cephalopoda, Octopoda, Octopodidae.